This is a messenger RNA of Chrysemys picta bellii (western painted turtle), 2452 nucleotides long. RefSeq names its product DEAH-box helicase 33 (gene DHX33). Gene Ontology annotation, biological process: positive regulation of transcription by RNA polymerase I. The record is from RefSeq and is a predicted model, not a curated record. Gene Ontology annotation, cellular component: intracellular anatomical structure; nucleolus. Gene Ontology annotation, molecular function: ATP binding; helicase activity; double-stranded RNA binding. Lineage: Eukaryota; Metazoa; Chordata; Testudines; Emydidae.
CGGGGUGUCGCGGAGCCGGGCGGAAAUCCCCGUGCGCGGCCGGCCGCGGGAACACGUGGGCGAGGGGCGGGAGCUGAUCCCGGCCCGGCCGCGGCCCGCCCGGGGGCGAUGCCUCAGGACGGCGAGCUGCCCCCGGCCAAGAGACUGAAGCUGGCGCCCGCUCCCCGCAGAGCCAUGCUGCUGGCGCCGCCCGCAGCCAAGCGCCAGCCGCUGGCUCCCAGCGCCGGGGAGACGCAGCGCAGGAGCCUCCCCAUCUUCCAGGCGCGGGGGCCGCUGCUCAGCCAGCUCCGGAGCCUGGACAGCGCCAUCCUCAUCGGGGAAACAGGCUCAGGGAAGACGACUCAGAUCCCACAGUACCUCUAUGAAGCAGGAAUCGGCCGCCAAGGCAUCAUUGCGGUGACCCAGCCUCGUAGAGUAGCUGCUAUAUCCUUAGCUACUAGAGUCUCGGAUGAGAAGAAAACAGAGCUGGGAAAACUGGUCGGCUACACGGUGCGCUUUGAAGAUUUCACCUCCGAAGAGACGCGAAUCAAGUUCCUAACGGAUGGGAUGCUUCUCCGCGAAGCCAUUGGCGAUCCCCUGCUGCGCAAAUACAGUGUCAUCAUUCUAGACGAAGCUCACGAGAGGACAAUACACACAGACGUGCUCUUUGGGGUGGUGAAAGCGGCGCUCAAGAAACGGAAGGAUUUGGGCAAAUUCCCACUCAAAGUGGUGAUCAUGUCAGCUACUAUGGACGUAGACCAGUUCUCUCAGUACUUCAACGGAGCCCCAGUUCUCUAUCUAGAAGGUCGGCAACAUCCAAUCCAGAUCUUUUACACCAAACAGCCUCAGAGUGAUUACCUCCAAGCAGCACUGGUGUCGGUCUUCCAAAUCCAUCAGGAAGCACCUUCUUCUCAGGACAUCCUGGUGUUUCUAACGGGUCAGGAAGAGAUCGAAGCGAUGACCAAAACCUGCCGAGACAUCGCCAAGCACCUUCCCGAUGGCUGCCCCCAGAUGGUGGUGAUGCCCCUCUAUGCUUCACUGCCAUACACACAGCAGCUCCGAGUCUUUCAGGCUGCACCCAAGGGCUAUCGCAAAGUGAUCCUUUCAACCAACAUUGCGGAAACCUCCAUCACCAUUGCGGGAAUAAAAUACGUUGUGGACACAGGCAUGGUUAAAGCAAAGAAGUUCAGCCCUGAGAGUGGCCUGGAAGUGUUGGCUGUGCAGCGGGUGUCAAAGGCCCAGGCAUGGCAGCGUACAGGGCGAGCGGGACGAGAGGACAGUGGAAUCUGUUACCGGCUCUACACAGAGGAUGAGUUCGAGAAGUUUGAUAAAAUGACAAUACCUGAGAUACAGAGGUGUAACCUGGCCAGUGUGAUGCUACAGCUCCUGGCUCUGAGAAUUCCCAACGUUCUCACCUUUGACUUUAUGUCCAAGCCAUCCCCAGAUGCCAUUCAGGCAGCCAUUGAGCAACUGGAACUGCUGGGGGCUGUGGACCGGAAGGAGGAUCAGGUUACUCUGACCCCACUGGGAAGGAAGAUGGCAGCAUUUCCUCUGGAACCCAAAUUUUCUAAAACUAUCCUCAUGUCCCCCAAGUUCCACUGCACAGAGGAGAUCCUGACCAUCGUAUCCCUGCUCUCGGUGGACAGCAUCCUCUACAACCCCCCAUCCCGGCGGGAUGAAGUGCAGUCUGUCCGGAAGAAGUUCAUUUCCAGCGAGGGGGAUCACCUCACCCUGCUCAACGUCUACAGAGCCUUUAAAAAUGUCUGCGGUAAUAAGGAAUGGUGCAGAGAGAACUUUGUGAACAACAGGAACAUGAUGCUGGUGUCGGACGUCAGAGCUCAGCUCAGGGACAUUUGCCUAAAGCUAUCGUUACCGAUUGAGUCCUCCCGAUCGGACACGGGGAAUAUCCGCCGCUGCCUGGCUCACAGCCUCUUCAUGAACACUGCAGAGUUGCAGCCGGAUGGCACCUAUGCUACCGUAGACUCCCACCAGCUGGUGGCAAUCCAUCCCUCCUCGGUCCUCUUCCACUGCAAGCCAGCCUGCGUAACGUACAACGAGCUGCUUCACACCAACAAGUGCUACAUGAGGGACCUGUGUGUAGUGGAUGCAGAUUGGCUGUAUGAUGCUGCACCCGACUACUUCCGCAGGAAGCUGAGAGCAGCCAAGAACUGACCCACCCUUGGUGUCACCAGGCUAACUGUGGGGCAUUCCUAGGGUCAUGGGAUCAGAUUUUUGGAACGAAUGUACAGGAACAAUAGAGCUUUGCCUUGCCAAUCCGGUAGGACUGGACAGGAAAUGGCUUCUCUGCAAGAGCCAUACCUCAUGCACUGUUGCUGCACUGGCUUAGAACAAUCAUCUUUUAUGACAGUUAAUAGAUAAGAGGGAAAUAUUAUACAUGUAUAUAGUACGUUUGUAAAUCUAUAUAUGUAUAUAUUAUUGGGCGGCGGGAGAUGGUCUUGGAUUUAAGUUAUUA